Messenger RNA from Sphenostylis stenocarpa, 1383 nucleotides. The record is from the annotation of a GenBank genome assembly. Lineage: Eukaryota; Viridiplantae; Streptophyta; Magnoliopsida; Fabales; Fabaceae.
AUGACCGGUUCUUCAGCUUACUGUGUGGCACAAGCCAUCCCUUCCCUUCUACGCCUUUCAAACAAAACUAUGUUCCUCUUCUCCACGCCGCCAACCACAUUCUUCCCCACGACUACUACUCCUAGGGUUUCGCUUCUCUCUUCAAACCCUUCCUCCUCCUCCUCCUCCAUCUCUCUCCGAUCUUCUUCUACCGUGUCUUCGCCUUCCUGUUACUCUGUCACUCCCAAAGAUAACUGUCUCAUCUCCGCCAAACAUUCUCCCCCUAACAUGUCCACCUCCGUCUCUUCCCGCACCUUCCUUAAUGCUCAGAACGAACAAGAGAUUUUUGCUGGAAUCAAGAAAGAAGUAGAGGCUGGAUCUCUGCCUGCUAAUGUUGCUGCAGGAAUGGAAGAAGUGUACAAUAACUAUAAAAAUGCAGUCAUCCAAAGUGGAGAUCCCAAGGCAAAUGAGAUUGUAUUGUCAAAUAUGAUUGCUUUAUUAGAUCGUGUAUUUUUGGAUGUGACAGAUCCUUUUGUCUUUCAACCACACCACAAGGCAAAGAGAGAGCCUUUUGACUACUACGUGUUUGGUCAGAAUUAUAUCCGUCCUUUAGUUGAUUUCAAAAAUUCUUAUGUUGGCAACAUGCCCCUUUUCAUUGAAAUGGAAGAGAAACUUAAGCAGGGACACAACAUAAUCUUGAUGUCAAAUCACCAAACUGAAGCUGAUCCAGCCAUCAUUGCAUUGCUUCUUGAAACACGACUCCCAUAUAUUGCUGAAAACCUGACCUACGUAGCAGGAGAUAGAGUUAUAACUGAUCCUUUGUGCAAACCAUUCAGUAUUGGCAGGAAUCUGAUUUGUGUUUACUCUAAAAAACACAUGCUUGAUGAUCCAGCACUUGUAGAGAUGAAAAGAACUGCAAACAUACGAGCUCUGAAGGAAAUGGCUAUGCUUUUAAGGAAUGGAUCGCAGAUAGUCUGGAUUGCCCCUAGUGGUGGUAGGGAUCGCCCAGAUGCCCAGACUAGAGAUUGGGUGCCGGCGGCCUUUGAUAUGUCUUCGGUAGAUAAUAUGCGAAGACUUGUUGAACAUUCAGGUCCACCAGGUCAUGUAUAUCCUUUGACGAUACUGUGCCAUGAUAUAAUGCCCCCUCCGCUUAAGGUUGAAAAAGAAAUUGGGGAGAAAAGAAUUAUAUCCUUUCAUGGUGCUGGCAUAUCGGUGGCACCGGGGAUAAGCUUUUCUGAAAUUACUGCUACUUGUGAAAAUCCUGAAAAAGCUAAGGAGGUCUUCACAAAAGCCCUGUACGAUUCUGUGACUGAACAAUAUAAUGUGCUGAAAUCUGCUGUACAAGGGAAAAAAGGGUUUGAAGCAUCAACUCCUGUAGUUUCUUUGUCACAGCCAUGGAAGUAG